Molecule: messenger RNA, 1449 nt
Organism: Symbiodinium sp. CCMP2456
Lineage: Eukaryota; Dinophyceae; Suessiales; Symbiodiniaceae
Source: the annotation of a GenBank genome assembly
AUGGCUUUGCCUUGCAGGUACAAGCGGAUACGGAUCAACCAAUACAGCUUCCCAGACUCCGUGCGGGUUUCUCCACAGGUGAAGGAGCUGAUAGGUCGCAUUUUGCAGACCGACCCCGGGAAGAGGCCAAGCCUCGAAGAGAUUCUGAACUCCUCCUGGUUUCGUUCUAGCAGGAUGCCACCGCUGAUGCCGGACAGCGUUAGCCAUUGCUCGACUUCGCCGCGGGUGCAGGCAGGAGGUUCACACUUCGCUGGGCUGACCCCUACAUCUGCUCGCCGUCCUGCGCUUUCACCCUUGGCCAGCGCUGUGCCAAACACGCCUGGUAGAAGCCAGCAAGGCAGACCGCCGUUAGCAGCUCGUGGCAACAAGGAGAACAUUGCCCCCAAUUGCGUGCAUGGCGACACCAAAGACAAUGGCUUUGCUGGUUUCGUGCCGACGCUGAUGUGUGGCUGCAGCGCCUUUGCCUCGAACAAGACCUUAUCUUCUGCCAGGCUUGGCGACAGCGCCAGGAUCCUCGAUAGCCCCACAGCUACAGCUUUGGGUGUUCCAGGUGCAGGUGAGCUGGACUUUGGCAGCUGCAGUGCCAGGCGGCCUUCGCCACGUGUGGCCUGCACCGAUGCGAGUUCGUCCCCUGCACUACGAUUGGAGGCUACACCCCGGCAAGAGGCGUUGGUCAGCCCAAUGGCAUCAGCUCGGAAGGUGCCACAGGUGCUGCAGUCUCGCGAGACGCAGCCAAAAGAGAGUCAUCGGGCUAGAUAUGAGCGCCCUGACCGAACACAGGAAAUCAGUUCGAAUUUGCCGGACGUCUGGGUUACAAAAUGGGUGGACUACGCAAGCAAGUAUGGUGUCGGCUAUGUUCUGUCUGACGGCUCCAUUGGAGUCCACUUCAAUGAUUCCACAAAGAUUGUGUUGGUGCCAGGUGGGACACACUUUGACUACGUGACGCGCCGGACGCAAGAAAAGGCCGAAGAACGGUCAACUUAUCACUGGGACACCUACCCAGAGGAGCUGAAGAAGAAAGUCACACUCCUGCGACACUUCAAGAACUAUAUGAUGACGGACGUAUUGGAGAGGAAGGACGGGGCUUCCUCCGGCGAGUCCAGCCUCAAGCCUGCAAGUGCGGCUAAGGUGACAUAUGCCCCUGGCCAGGUACCUUUUGUCAAGAAGUGGACGCGCAAUAAGCACGCAAUCAUGUUCCAGCUCAGUAACAAGACUGUUCAGGUUAUCUUCUUUGAUAAGACGGAGGCAGUGCUGUCAUCACGGUCCCAUCUCGUGACCUAUGUUGACAAAAAGGGCCAGGUCCAAGCCUAUCCUCUAACGAAUGUCUUGGACGUUCCUAGUGCAGAGCUUGCCAAGCGGCUUCGGUACACCAAGGACAUCCUGGUGAAUCUUCUUGGUUCUCGACUGCCUUCUGGAUUUCCUGGCUUGCUCUCGGCCGGGAUGAACUGA